Drosophila albomicans is the source of this 2539-nucleotide messenger RNA. RefSeq names its product tachykinin-like peptides receptor 86C (gene TkR86C). The record is from RefSeq and is a predicted model, not a curated record. The coding region runs from base 283 to 1851 and encodes 522 amino acids. Gene Ontology annotation, biological process: G protein-coupled receptor signaling pathway. Gene Ontology annotation, molecular function: tachykinin receptor activity. Lineage: Eukaryota; Metazoa; Arthropoda; Insecta; Diptera; Drosophilidae. Gene Ontology annotation, cellular component: plasma membrane. The transcript is spliced from 8 exons.
CCUCAGCUGCACCGCUAAAAGCAUGUGCAACACCAGCAGUGAUGCUGCUGGCUGCAUCAUGGUCAGCCACAAUGAAUUCUAUGGCAUUACCGUGAAAUAAGUUGCCGCCAACCGCACGUGUUCAUUACGCAACCGAGCGACCAAGCGGAGUGCUUAACGUCUAUUUCCGCGUUCCCUCCCGAAAACCUCCUCGAAAAUUACGUAUCCCAUAGGAACAACGCCCCGAAAAUACAAAAGCAACACAUAACACAAAAAGGGAGAAGAAAAAAAAACGAACACAAUAUGUCGGAGCUGGUGGAUACGGAACUGCUGGUGAACUGCACAAUUCUUGCCGUGCGUCGCUUCGAGUUGAACAGCAUUGUGAACACAACUCUAUUGAAUAGCCUCAACCGCACCGAAGUGGUCAGCCUGCUCUCUGGCAUUAUCGAUAAUCGUGAUAAUCUCGAGAGCAUCGACGAGGCAAAGGACUUUCUCACCGAGUGCUUGUUUCCAUCACCGACGCGUCCGUAUGAGUUGCCGUGGGAACAGAAAACGAUUUGGGCUAUCGUAUUUGGACUGAUGAUGUUUGUGGCGAUUGCGGGCAAUGGAAUUGUGCUCUGGAUUGUUACAGGACAUCGCAGCAUGCGCACGGUCACAAAUUAUUUCCUGCUCAACCUAAGCAUCGCUGACCUGCUCAUGUCCUCACUGAACUGUGUCUUCAACUUUAUAUUCAUGGUGAAUUCGGAUUGGCCAUUCGGCUCGAUUUAUUGCACCAUCAAUAAUUUCGUUGCCAAUGUUACGGUCUCCACAUCGGUCUUCACCUUGGUCGCCAUCUCCUUCGACAGAUAUAUCGCCAUUGUGCAUCCGUUAAAGCGUCGUACGUCACGGCGAAAAGUGCGAUUCAUUCUGGUGUUGAUCUGGGCCCUGAGCUGUGUUCUCUCAGCACCCUGUUUGCUCUACUCCAGCAUCAUGACAAAGCACUACUACAAUGGCAAAUCGCGAACAGUUUGCUUUAUGAUGUGGCCUGAUGGACGUUAUCCCACUUCGAUGACGGAUUAUGUCUAUAAUCUAACCAUAUUGAUAUUGACCUACGGCAUACCGAUGAUUAUAAUGCUCAUUUGCUAUACGCUAAUGGGUCGCGUAUUGUGGGGCAGUCGGUCAAUUGGUGAGAACACGGAUCGUCAAAUGGAAUCGAUGAAAUCGAAACGCAAAGUUGUUCGCAUGUUCAUUGCGAUAGUCUCCAUAUUUGCCAUUUGUUGGCUGCCCUAUCAUCUGUUCUUCAUCUAUGCCUAUCACAACAAUCAGGUGGCGUCCACAAAGUACGUGCAGCACAUGUAUCUCGGGUUUUACUGGCUGGCCAUGUCCAAUGCAAUGGUCAAUCCGAUUAUCUAUUACUGGAUGAACAAAAGAUUUCGCAUGUAUUUCCAACGCAUUAUUUGCUGCUGUUGCCUGGGCCUUACACGCUAUCGUUUCGAUUCGCCCAAGAGUCGAACAGCCAACAAGAAUAGUUCAAAUCGACACACAAGAGCGGAAACCAAGAGCCAAAACCAGUGGAAACGCAGCACAAUGGAAACACAAAUCCAACAGGCACCCACAACAUCAUCAAGAGAGAGGCCACCAGCGUUGCAAGGGCUCAACCACAUGGCCGUUGAGUGCAUCAUGGAGCGACCAACCGAUGACAAUAGCUCGCCCCUUUGCCUGUCCAUUCAAAAUAGUGCGGGUGAGCGGCAGCGCGUGAAAAUCAAAUACAUCUCUUGCGAUGAGGACAAUAAUCCCAUCGAGCACGAGCAGAGUCACGGUCACGGUCACGCCCACAAGCACAAUCACGGUCACGGUAUUGGUAACAAUGUGACGGCAAUACAACAACUGUGAUGGGAGGAUGGCUUUUAAAUUGCUCAGCGGUUUCGUUUCAAAUGGGGAGCCAAUCGAAAGCCAAAGGAAUUUUCUUGUAAAUACGAAUAAUCGAAUUUGUGGUUGUCAGCAGCAAGUAAAAAAAUAAAAAAAAAAUAAAAAACACACACACAGACAAAACAAAAACAAAAGUGAAAACGAAAUACAAUACAAUAUGCGAAAUAUUCGUAAUAAGAAAAUAUCUAGAAAGUAAUUGUGGUAUUCACGGCAUUUGCUUAAACAGAUUGGCUGAGAAAUAUUUGAAAUAUAAUCCAACAUUCUCUGGCCGACUGGCACAAUUUAUUGACCCUGAGGAUUGAAAAGAAAAAGAAGAGCUUAUGUCGCUUGCCAAAUCUGUUUGCAAGAAUUUGCAUAUAAAGUACUGCAAUUUUUUGCUCCAAAUAAUUAGCUACUAACUACUUAAUGUUCUUAACAGUUGAUCAAGUUUAUUUCGUGCCGUGAAGUUCGGCAAAAGUUCUUAUUGUACAAAUAGCAAAUAUACAAAUUGUAUUGAUAUCAUCGUCGAGCUGUAAGUUUUAACUGUUGUGUAAAAUAGUUCUAAGUAAAAAUAUUCUUACGAGUAUUUGUAUUUAUUGUAUAAUGCUCUACUUUAUAGUCUAAUUGCAAACCCGAUUUGUUUCUAUUCAAUUACUGUCAAUAUUCAAUAGGU